AUGGAAGUAUAUAAAGACGAAUUAGAAAUGUAUAAAAGAAGAUAUUUCCUAAAUAAUCCGACUUCCACAAAAGAAGAAGAGUCGCUAGCUGUCAUCAGAAAAGCGGAGGAGUAUAUCCAGAACACACUCCCAUCUCUAGUCAACCAAAAUCGUGCUUACGACACCAAUCAGAAAGCUUUCCUGCUAUCGGAAGCCGGGAAGUUGUAUAAUGUGCUGGAAGAAUACAGUGAAACCGCAGAAAAAAUGCUCAGCAAAGCUGUUAGAAUGAAUCCCAAAAACGCGGACACAUGGCACGAAUUGGGUCAGUGUGUUAUGAAACGACUUGAUUUAGAAUUCGCACAGUCUUGUUUCACAAUUGCACUGGGAAUCACUCGGACCGCUCCAAUUCUAACGUCACUUGCUGUAGCGAUGAGAUUAGUUGCGCUGGACCAUCCUGAACCAGCUCAGACGGAAAUGCGCACGAGAGCAAUGGAACUGAUAAUAGAAGCCCGACGUCUAGACCCUUCUCACGGUCCAGCCAAUAUCGCUUUCGCCACAGGACUAUUCUAUGCAUUUUUCAGUACAGCGAAAGUGGAAUUACAAUAUUUGGAUAAAGUUGUCGAAAACUAUCAAAAAGCAGCCACGUCAUCGAAUUCAGAAUUAUCACGAACUGAUCCACAAGUUUAUAUUAACAUGGCAACCUGUCUGAAAUUCAUGGAGAAGUAUGAUGAAGCACUGGAAUCGUUGGAGAAAGCAGCUGAAUACGACGGGAGAAACGAGUUGGAAACGAGAGAAAAACUUGAAGCAUUUGUAAAGUAUUUAGUGAAAUUUACUGAUUGUGUUGGCAAAAAAGGGAGGAUGAAGCCGAAAAGAUUGAUAGAAAUGGUGAAUGAAUUGAAGAAAAGUGGUGGUGCAUCUGAUGGAUUUCGACUGAAAAUUAUUGGAAGUGUUGGACAUGACGAGACGAUUCCAGUCGCUCUUGUCGGCGUCGAUGCUACUGGUGAUGUCUACGGUAUCACCAUUUAUAAUUGUCUCUCGAAUUUUGGAUUUGUCAUUGGGGAUACUGUAACGAUAGCGAGACCGGAUUUCAGAGAGAUCAAGAAUCUCCGAAUUCCAUCUGACCCGCCAAAUCAUGUUGAUUCGUUGAAAUGGAUUCGUGUAGCCACACCUACACAAAUCAAGAAAAACGGAGUUCCUCUUCCUGAAUCUGUUCUUGCCAGAGCAAUAGCCUCUACCCAAACUAAAUAA
This is a messenger RNA of Caenorhabditis remanei, 1227 nucleotides long. RefSeq lists its product as uncharacterized. The record is from RefSeq and is a predicted model, not a curated record. NCBI's taxonomy places the organism in Eukaryota, Metazoa, Nematoda, Chromadorea, Rhabditida, Rhabditidae. Bases 1 to 1227 code for a protein of 408 amino acids. Gene Ontology annotation, molecular function: protein binding. The transcript has 7 exons.